Messenger RNA from Ciona intestinalis (vase tunicate), 2985 nucleotides. Its product is annotated as ribonuclease kappa-B. The record is from RefSeq and is a predicted model, not a curated record. Gene Ontology annotation, molecular function: RNA endonuclease activity. Gene Ontology annotation, biological process: nucleic acid metabolic process. NCBI's taxonomy places the organism in Eukaryota, Metazoa, Chordata, Ascidiacea, Phlebobranchia, Cionidae.
AUUUUUUUUAGUUUUCGUGUAACUUUUUACUUCAGGAGUUGCUGUGUUUUGUUCAUGUUACAAUAAUUUACAUUGUAAAACCCGCCAUAUUUAUUGUAUAGGCUUUUAGCUGACACUUAUCGAAGUCUUUGGAAGAUAGAACCGACGUAAAACAUUACAAUGAUCAAGAUAAUCGGUCCAAAAUGCUCGACCUGUUGCAUGUUAACAAGUGUUUGGGGAAUCAUUAUGAUGCUGUGUUUGGGAGGUGCUUACAAACUUCGGAGUCCUGCAUUGUACAAAGAUAUUCCAAUUGACUUUAAAAAUGCUGCGUUAGCUUCCAAUCAAAAAGAAGUAUUUGCUGCCUAUGACAGCAGUGGAACAAAUUGCUUCAUUGCUGCUGGACUCUAUGUUCUUGUUCUUUUCUUUAGUCUUUGGCAAUGGAAAGUUAAUAAGUCUUUACAAACAUACACUGUGCGGUAGCUUUUAAUCUGAAGACAGAAGAAAAGUUUUCGAUGUUAACAAUUUCGUAAGAUUGUACUCUCAAAAAGUUAUCAAUGUCAUUUAAGUGUAAACAUUAAAGAAACUAUCAGUUUACUUUCAAAUUCCAUUUUGGAGUUGUAGAUAUUUGUUGGUAUGGUUGUAUCGUGUCCUUUUAAUUUGUAGAAUUUAACCUCUGUUUAUUGUGUAUUUUGUGCAAUAAAAUUGAAAACUUUGAUCAAUCAUAUUCGUUUUGUUGACUAAUUCCUCAAAACAGAUCUACUUUGCGCGACCCUGGUCGCAUCCGUUUUGGUUGCAACGUAAAUUCCAUUGGCGGUUAACUACAAACUUAGUAAACGAAGAUCGUAUACAAAAGAUUGUUUACUUAAAUGGCUACGAAAAUGAUCUGUGUUGAUAAUCCUACUCAUUAUCAUAACCAGCUCCAGUUUAAUCUCGAUGCUCAAAGCCCUGCAUCCACCGCAAGUCAUACCUUUGGACGUCCAAAGUACUUGUUAAUAGAAAAGGUUCAAAAACAUGUUCCGAAAGUGCGUGUUCCAUCUCCAGAAAACAAAUUCGGCAUGAUGCCUUCGGACAAACUAUCGUUGGCUAUUCAGUUAGCGAAAAUGGAUGUCAGCAACUCUCAGUGGAAUAAUAAUGAGAUACCUGUGAAAGACACAACAAAACCAAGUGUGAAGGCAAAACAACAUCAGCAACAUUUCGAUGAAAGGUUUGUAAAGAAGGUCCAAGUACAGAUGCCUGGGAAUUAUGCCCGAGCUGGCAAGAUCAACAAACCUAAACUAUCCAAACCCCCAAAACCAGUGCCUGCUUUCCGAUCUCACAGAAACAAGCAGAACCAUAUCCGAUUUCAGCAGGAGCCAGAUUUUGAAGAUCAUAUUCGACGGAUCAUUGAACCAGUUCAACCCAAAAGUAAGAGUCGUCCUAUUUCGAAAGAUGCAGUUACUUCAACUGCUGAUCUAAGCAGAGAAGUAGAAAGUUUUGGUCACCGAAGCGAGUUUAAGAACUUUGCGCGGGAACUACAAGGGGUAGUUAAGAAAGAAAAGUUGAUAAAACGGUAUAAUCAGCAACAACCAGCGAAAAGUGGGUUUCUUUCUAUGCACAGGUCCCCUGCAAAAAGAAGUUUUUGUCAAGCACUGUCAACUCCAUUGAGAAUUUCACAUAUAUCAACUCAGCAGAAACCUAGAGAAAAAAGGCAGCUUCCAACGGAAAAGGUUGAGAAAGCAACACUACGCGAUGCAGCAACUUCGCCAAUUUUUUGUCAGAAAAACAAACAAAAACAAAAGGAGUUUGUGCGAGCUUUACACAAUGAUACAUCUGAUACCGAUGAAAACUGGCUCAGUUUUACUGCGAGCUCAGGCACAGAGGAUAGUUAUUUUGGAAAAACUGAACCAAAGCAAUUAGAAAGAAGAAGAAGAGGUUUCAAAAAACCCGAAACCGAUAAAAGAAAGCAACAACAAAAAGGUCUAAAGGACAGGCUUGUGGCAUCAAUUUUGCAGGACUUUUUUGCAGACACAGCAAAAGAGGUUCAUAAACAUGAGUAUGAACCAAAAUUGUUGCAGAGCAUGGCUAACGAGCCAACAUGUGAAGCGAUGUACAGAAAAAUUGAGCAAAUGGAACAAGAAGAGACAGAAAUACGAAAAAGAUGGGAGACAAUACAAUAUGAAGAUAUAAAACUAAGAACAACUGAACCCAGACAUAACAGGACUAGCUCUGACAACACUGAGGAGCCUCGAACCUCUUCUCCACAACCUCUCUGCUUCACCAACAAAGAUUGUGCUAAAGGAGAAGAAAUUUCAAAACCUUCUGUUCGUUUUAUGCAAGAAGAACCUGGCUUUCACACAUUGUAUAUGUCUCCUACAUCAUCUACUAAACCAUCUCCUAAUUCAAAUGCAAUCAAAUUAACCCUUAACAAAGACACAGCCGAAUCCAUUCAUACAAACAGAGCCAAAUACAACAAUUACCUAAAGCAUACAUACCAUGAACCAAAGGGUGCAUUUAACCCUUGGAAAAUCGUACAAGAACUCUCAGAAGACGUCAUGAAACAAGUGAUCUCUGAAGUUGUGAAUGAACUCGAUGGUUUAUGUGAUGAUUACGUUGAACAUGUAUUUGAAUCAGAAUUUGCUGAUCCCAGUCAAUCCCUCGCAUCCGGAGUUGAUCCUUCAUCUUCUUUUUCCACAAUUUCUCAAAUUGUAGAAGAAUCCUCACUUGCUCUGAGCUCUCACAUUUGAGAGGUUUUAAGCAAUACCGCAACUUAAUCUAUUUUUGUACCCUUCUAUAUAUCGUGAUUUAUUCGUGAUUUAUCUUACUUUAACCCAUAUAAGGUGGGCGAUUUUUAUAACUUUGCUCGUCUUGUCGUGGCAACAAAAACUCGACGCGUUAGUUUACUUAGCAAUGCAGUUAAAGAUGGCGACUUCGGGGGCAUGCUUAGGCUAGUUCGUCUACGUUAAAAUAUUUUCGCGUCUCAAUAAAACUUGCUAAACUAGUUUAUUAAUUGCAAUAAAUAUUUGUCAC